Wallemia mellicola CBS 633.66 is the source of this 4665-nucleotide messenger RNA. RefSeq lists its product as hypothetical. Gene Ontology annotation, cellular component: post-mRNA release spliceosomal complex. The transcript has 15 exons. Gene Ontology annotation, biological process: mRNA splicing, via spliceosome. Lineage: Eukaryota; Fungi; Basidiomycota; Wallemiomycetes; Wallemiales; Wallemiaceae. The record is from RefSeq and is a predicted model, not a curated record. The coding region runs from base 2423 to 4636 and encodes 737 amino acids.
AUGAGAUUGCCAUAUAGAAAUUCAGAUUUCUAUAAGAAUGGACUGCCAUAUUCAAACUCGUUUAAAGCACAUACUGGCUGUGUCAACGCAGUGACGUUCUCAAAGACAAACGGUAACAGAAUUAUGGCGUCAGGCGGAGAUUGCACUACGGUCUAUCUUUGGGAUCUUUUCCGGGAUUUUGACGGUGCUACACCAAUACAUGCAUUUAGUGGACCUACCAAAAAUAUCUUCACUUUGGAGUUCAAUUGCCAGGAUGACACGCUUUACUGUGGAAGUAACGAUGCAGUUAUCUACAAGUACGAUCUACAAAGUCAAACGAAGGAUGUUUUCGGGAUGAAAAGUCCUGUAUAUAAAGACAAGCUAGAAGAUCUACCAACUUCACCCCCAGACGUUAGACAAACGAGUCAUGCUUCGUCAAUAUCGCAAAUAUCAGCACAUCCGAUACACUCCUCUUUGAUCCUAAGCGCGUCGUCAGACGAUGAACUGCAUAUCACAGACGAACGCGUUAGCAAUUACGACAAUGUUGGUCAUUUUCACACCACAGCUGAAUGGAGGGAUGUCAAAUGGCAUCCUGUCUCUGAACAUUUGUUCGGAUGUUGCGAUAGUCGCGGCGGUGUCUACUUGAAUGACAUCAGGAAAGGGUUUACGGGAUACAACAUCACUAGUGGAUCGUUCUCCGAAUCUGUUGAUCCAUUCGUGGAUGACAUGUCAGUGAUGCAGUAUAACGCCCAAUUAACAAACACACAUGCGUCUAAACGAGUAAAGCUGGACUCUUCUUCUAUUUCAUUCAAUAACACAGGUGAUCUAUUUGGCGUUAUUUACCAGCACUCCUUUCCAACUAUUUACUCACUUAACAAAUCCGAUCCUCUUGCUGUAUUGACAGGAGAUUACUUGCCCUAUGGUGCAAGAGUAUCACCAGGUGAACGUACUUAUAGCACGUCGUGCACAACCAAGCACUGUUCAUUUGAGGGUGACUACUUUGCUACCGGCUCAGAUGAUUUCAGAGGCUACGUUUGGAAGAUACCUCCAAUAUCCAGAUUAUUGGAAGGACGCAGAGAGGUUUCUAACGAAAGCUUACUUGAAGGCUUCGAGAAUGGUUCUUUUGGUCAGUAUCGUUCGGUAUUCUCUAAAUCGAAAGACGAAGAUGUAUGUAUACCGACUAUAGUCAACCGACCAGCCUUUAGACUAGAAGGUCAUGCAAGUAUAGUGAAUUCAGCAAUGAUCCAUCCUACAUUACCAUUGGUAGCAACAUCAGGUGUAGAGAAGAUAAUAAAAAUGCACACACCUACGCCGUUCACAAACAAUCUAGAAGCGAAAGAAACUCCAAAGAGCAGAAAAAUGGGCAACGAAACGCGGAGCUCAAGAAGAGAUUUCUUGAUGGCUUUACUUACGUCACCAUACGAGAAUGAGGAGGGUACUGUAGAAGAAGACCCACUCACUUUAAACUUUUUCGAUAGUUUACUUAGAAGAGAUCAGGAAGUCGACAUUUGGAAUGAGCCAGAUAGCAAUGAUGAGGAGGAUGAAGAGGUCGAUGAACACGAUGAUAUAGAUGAAGAUGACGUCGCUGAUGUGAUGAUGAGAUUUGCGAGAGACAACAGCUUUGGUGAUGGGCAUGAAGAUGAAACUGACGAUGACGACAGUGAUGGACCGAUCGUCAUUACUAAUAAUGAGGAUGAGAUUAGCUCAGACGGAUCUGAGGAAUCGAUUGAUAUUGACGAAGCAUAUCCUGUUUAAAGAGACAUCGAGUUAAUGACUAGCAUGGCAUAAAUAGAUUUCUUGUAUUAUAUAUAACUCAAAUGUACAAAUCAUUCCAUCCAACCAAGACCUACUUCCAGUUGCUUGUUGAAUAUUGGUGAUAGUUCCUCGUCUAGCAUUUGAUUUAAUGAGGAACCAUCCCUUACGUCUAACCAGGUGUUUAGUUUAAUGUCAUACUCGUAUCUACGUGGGCCACUGAAUGGAGAAGACACCCAUAUCUGUCUUGUUGGUGGUUGUUUGUUGAUUACGUAUGUACCGUACUUAUCAAGCGAUAAGGUUAGGACGCCUGAGCUGUAAUCAACUUCUGAUGUCUCUGCUACAUCGAAAGCACCCUCUUCGAGCUCAGACUCGAGUGCUUCUGUGAGAGAAUCGAAAACUUUAUCGCUGAGUUUGUGGAAGGUGUGCAUGUCCAUAUUAUCGACGGCGUUGCUGCUUGUUGAUGUCUGUUGAGCGUAUGAUCUCAAAUCUGUUGGUUUGUAAAUGCUUUUAUUUGGUAUAGAUGCUCUAGUUGCUCUUGUAGAUAAUCCCAGUAAUAAUCUCCUCGUAAACAUGAUGAUCGUAUUUAAAUGAAGAGAUACUUAAUAUCAGCUAAUAGUUAUAGAUAUUCUCUAAAAUAAUCUGAAAUAUAUCACUUGAAUAACAAACAUCAUCAUCUCUGAAAGAUAGUAUGGAGAUACACGACGACGAUCCACCCAGACAGGAAUAUUUCGAUGAUAACCUCAGUGGAACGAACCCAUCUGUUACUAACAUUCCUACAAAAUCUGAUUUAAAUUUGAAGAGUAACGUAAAUAGCACAAAUAAUGCAGAAUUACCAUCUAGAAUUGAUCCAACUUCGUUACCUUAUCCAUCAGAUUACACAGAUGAAGUUACAGAAGGUGCACCCCCAGGUGUAGCAGGCAGCUUAAUCAAUGAAGACUUCUUCAGCUCUAAAAUGGGUACAGCCAAGCCAAAGAAGGAAGAUAACAAACCAGAUCCAAACAAAUUACAAGUUAGUAGCAAAGAAAUUAACCAACAGUUCAAACAAGGCGUACAUGUUGAUAGCUACAAAGAUGAGACAAAAAAGACAGCAAGAGCUGGUGACGCCGGUAGUAGCUGGAGAAUGAUGAAAUUGAAGAGAUGUUACGAACACGCAGAGGAGGAGGGCAAACACGUCGAUGAACUCGGUGUAGACCGCUUUGGAUCAAUUGAUGCCUGGAGAGAUGCUCAAGAGGAGCGAAGGAUAUUAGAUGAGAGAGAUUCUAAGCGUUUCAAUAGACGUGAAAGUGGUGGCAGCUCAUAUAGAGGUUCACCAAGACCAAACAACUCCCCUAGGAAUAUGUAUACCUCACCAGCGACUAGUGAUUAUGGAAGUAGUCGACCAUCAUCAAGAGCGUCAUUUAAACGUCCUUCAGAUACACGCACUCCUACACGUUCCACUCAGCCACCCAAACAAGCUGAUAGGAUUAACGAUUUGAAAGGCGAAUCUAAACCAUCUACGCCAACAGUACCAAAAGUAUUUACACCAACAUCAUCAAAACCAUCAGUUGGUAGACCGAAAUCACCUGAUUCACUUAAUAAAUUACAAGCACAAAUAAUGAAAGCUCGUCUAAUGAAUAAACCAAAUCUUAAAGAUUUAGAAAAAGAAUAUGAGAUUGAAAUGGAAAAAUCAAAACAAUUCAUCCAAACUGGGGGUGAUGUUGGACAUGGAUUAAUGAAUGUUGAUUUACGUGAUAAAACUGGUUUAGAACCAGUAGAAGAUCGACAAAAGACUAAGAUUGAAGUGUUACCCACUUUAGAUGGACAUGGUAGAUUAUACGAUGUUGGUCAGGGUAGGAAAGAUGAAUCUCUCCCAACAGGAAAUAAAAGAAAGAAGAUCAAGAAUCAAGAAUCAAUAGAUGAACGUACGGGUGAAAUUACGAGAUAUAAUAUAGAUGACGAUGAUCAAUCAUUGGCAGAAUUAGUAAGACAGGAGAGAUUCGCCGGUGGAUCAGCAGAUCAGAAGAACUAUGAUGCAGAAUUCGCAAACGCAAUAACUACUGAUCAUUUAUACGAACAUGGCGAUACGGAUCAGGUUGACGACAAUGCAGCAAAGUAUGCGAGAAAGAAGAUGAAAUCUGAUAGCCAAAAGCGUCAAUUUGCUAUCGGAGAUUUUAAGAGGACGAAGAGAGUUUUGGAUAGUUGUAGAUUUUGCUUUGGUGAUGAUGGUGAUCUUCCUCCACGUUGCGGUACUAUCAUCUCAAGCGGCACGAGAGUUUAUCUUGCAUUGCCUGAGACUGAGCAAUUAGUAAAUGGUCAUUGCAUAAUUGUUCCAAUACAACACUGCCUCAGUACGCUCGAAGCUGAUGACGAUGUUUGGGAAGAAAUCAGAAACUACAUGAAGUGCUUAAUGCAAGCUUUCGCUAGUCAGAACCGUGGUGUGGUUUUCUACGAAACUGUAAUGAGCGUCAAGGCGCAACUACACACAGUUAUUGAAGCAGUACCAGUACCAGUUGAUAUAUUUGAAGUCUUACCGGGAUACUUCCAUGAAAGUAUAUUAAGCAUUGAAUCUGAAUGGACACAACAUAAGAAGCUAAUUGAUUUCUCAGAGAGGGAAUUUAGAAGAGCUUUGGUGCCAAAUUUACCAUACUUUGCUAUCCUUUGGAACUACAAAGGGAAUGCAGGAUUUGGUCAUGUAAUUGAAGGUGUUGAUAAGGCAAAUGAGGAGGAUGAUUCCGAAGCUAAAUACAUGGAUAAUUCACAAUCAUUUCCAAAAUAUUUCGCUGCAGAAGUAAUUGGUAAUGUGUUAGAAUUAGAACCACGUCUAUGGCGUCGUCCAAAGAAGCUACAUAAGCAAGAUAAGGAGAAAAUGGUUGAAAAAUUCAAGAAAUUUUAUUUAGAAUUUGAUUGGACGAAGUUAUUGUAAAUUAAUAUUUAUAGCGAAUUACGCCGUUA